AUGUCGACACCGAACCAGCACCAUCGCAGGAUCGCCCAGCGCAAUGCAAAGGAGUCCGCGCUUUUACGCCCACCCGGAGAAGUACGAAACCUGAUAUGGUCCUACGCCGUACACGCUGGAGAACCGGUAUUCGUUGACUAUUUUGACUCACACGACCCCCAAAAUUGGCCUAUACAGGACAUCAGUCAAGUUUGCAGACAAGUACACGCAGAAACUCGCUUGCUUGCUUACGUCGUCAAUACCUUCGAGUCGAUCGACAUAGACGCUCUUACAGAAUGGCUCAUGAUACGACUUCCCGAGCAGAGAGCCGCCAUACAGCGAAUCCAAGUUUGCGAUAGACAGUUCUCAUAUGAUUUCCUACAACUUCUUCCAGGCUUGAAGUCUAUCGUGGUGAAAUGCUUCUGCGAUAAGGCUGUCGUCGACGAUUGUGCACAUGGCAAAGCUAUCGUCAACAACUUGGAAGGCACCUCGGGUAAUUCCGGUCUCAAGAUCCAACACCUGCCGAUGUUCUUGAAGAAGUGA
Molecule: messenger RNA, 522 nt
Organism: Alternaria burnsii
Lineage: Eukaryota; Fungi; Ascomycota; Dothideomycetes; Pleosporales; Pleosporaceae
Exons: 2
Coding region: 1-522 (173 amino acids)
Source: RefSeq, a predicted model, not a curated record